This is a messenger RNA of Patella vulgata (common limpet), 3997 nucleotides long. RefSeq lists its product as uncharacterized. NCBI's taxonomy places the organism in Eukaryota, Metazoa, Mollusca, Gastropoda, Patellidae. The transcript has 4 exons. The coding region runs from base 402 to 1154 and encodes 250 amino acids. The record is from RefSeq and is a predicted model, not a curated record.
GACCCUCUUUGUAAGUUAGUGAUUUGCUUGUGCAUUGAUAGAGAAAAAUGUCUGAUUGAUGCUAACAUUAAGGGUUACAGUUAGUUUUAGCAGGUAUUUAAAUCACUAUCAAGGAAAUGUGUAUAAUAGAAAUGGUUCGACACCCAAAGCAUAAAGUAGGGGUAAUUUUAUCAGUGUGAGCGGAUUGACAAAAACAAAGUUAAUAGUGCAGCUAAAGUGAUAAUCUGUGUACAACCUGCCUGGCCGCCCAUUUCUACAUUGUGGAUUAUCUUCUUGUAGACCGUUAUUAAAAGGGGUUGUCAGUGUUUAAAGGAGAAAGAACAACAAUACUGAGGGGGUGUAACCACUUAGUGACCAAGAAACAGUGUAAUGUCUAUCUGAACUAGAACUUUAAACAAAGGAUGUUAAAAUCACUAUACACGAUGUUAAUAACCAUAUUUUCCACCUUAUUAUAUUGGAGUAUUAGUGUAGCUUCAGAACCAAUAACUCUACCAGCAUUUGCCAAGUUAAAGGCCAACUAUCCUGGAUAUAAACACCAUGGAGGACCAUUAAACAAUCAUCAUUUAAUUCGUAUGAUAGGAUGUGAAAGUAACUUAUUAUUACAUGAUACAAGUGCUCUUCGCUUGUCCCGUGCACUUAAUAAAGUUGGAGAACCCCAUUCUCUUGGCAAAGAAUUGAUAAGACUUUCUAAAUUUGGUCGUGAUAGUGUGCCCGGUAAAGAUGGACUACAGUACAUUUAUCAUCCGAUCGCUUACGGACCUUACUUAGCGGAUAAAUACGGCUAUCCAAGUGUAUCCAAGUUACACCAGACUGACCCUGUGGAUACUAAGAAAAAUUUCUGGGGUAAACAGGGCAUUCUACGAGUCAUCACAUACACGAAGAAACAGAAUCGACCAAAAGGUCAUGUUGCAUUGUGGGAUUGUAACCAGUUUCAUCAAUCGAAAGACUGGAUUGCAGGACGUAGUCUAAUUACUGUAGAAUUCUGGGAAGCACCAGAUUCUAAUUGUGAACACAUGGCAGACACAGAACCAGUAGAUCAUGAAAUAGAGAAAAGUUUACCAACACUUCCUCCACAAUACAAAAAGUUAUUUCGACACAAUUCUUGGCGUAAACAUUUCUUAAAGAAAAUCAACUUCCAAAUCAAGAACAGAUAACUUUGUUUAAGUCUGUUUAGUGACUUGUAUAAUUUAAACCAAAGUUCAAAAACAUUUGCCAAAAAUAAAGUGCUAAAACAUUUUGUAAUAAUAAUUCAAUCUUUGGAAGUCAUUAACAACAUCCAGAUGUGUGUGGUGGUGUGUGCGAUAAAUGGUUUUAAGAAGAUGUGAUUUACUAGAUAUUAUGUGUUAUUCUUACAUCUAUAAAUGAUGUGAUAAGUACAUGUUAUUCUUACAUGUAAUAAUUAUAUCAUUAGCAUUAUUUCUUUACUUCCUCUAUGUGCAUCACAUAAGAUGGAAAUAAAAUGAACAUUUUUAAAUUGUGAGUUAAGAAUUUUUUCAGCAUUGCUAACUCACAGUGUGCCAUUUACUGCUGAUAUAAAACUAUACAGGAAUAUAUAUUUACAUCCACAAAUUGUGCCUUAAAUAAUACCAUUGUAAUAUAGAUGAUUGCUCAAUUAAAUAUCCAUGGAGCAAACAGUAUCGUUGACAUUUCAUCCACAUACUGUUGUAAUUAUAAUGGCCAAGCCAUACUUUUUAUAUUUUAUGUUUUUAAUAUGCUGCCAUUUAAGAAAUGAUUAUAAUCAAAAUGGUGCUACCAUUAUGUCAACAACAUCUUCAACUAUUACCCAUAAAUUACAGCUAAAAUCAUUUUAGUUUAUCUGUACCACUAAAUACUGACUUCUAAUCUUCAUUUAUAGACACUCAUUCAGUUCUCCAAUCUCUUUUAUUUUUUGAAGAUAUUGUUGACAAAAACAGCCUUGAAUGUAUGAAAGAAUACCUGUGACUUAAUAUUUUCUGUAAAUAUAUGAUUUGAAUUUUAACUGCCAAAAAUUUGCAAUUUUGUUUUGUGAAUCAUUGUCAUGAAAAUACAAAUUUUAAAAGGGCCUAAGAAAUUAUUUUAUAAAAUGAGCACCUUUGAAAGCUUGCUUAUUUCUAUGAUUGUCAAAAUAUUAAAAUGGCCUAUCAAUCAUCUGAUUGUCGAUUAAUGAAAUUUUUAUGUUGUGUUUAACUUGUAUGUAUGUUUGUGUUUUUGAUUUGUACAAAUUUUAAUUUAAUUGCAUGUAAUUAUUUAAUGAGUUUUUGUUUUAAUUAUUUGAUAAUUGUUUUGUUCAAAUAUUUUGUAUAUAGAUCAAUAAAUCUAGAUGUUUUUAAACGCUACAACUGACUGCUUAGUUUUAGAACCAUCCACUGGGACUGUUUCAAAAUAACUAAUAUUGCUCACCAUCAUAUGUACAUGUAGCACUCAUAUUAACCAAUACUUGUGUUUACAAUGUCCCACAUAAAACUAUCAUAAUUUUCCAAAUAAUGUCAGACAAUGAUCUCUAUAAUUUUUUGCAGUUAUGUUACAUUCUUAAUAGUACAUGUUAAAUAACAAUGUGUUGGUUUUUUUGUACAUGUAUAUAUAUUGUACAGUAAUUUAGCAAUUAAACAAUAACUUUGUUUGCAUAAUAUUCCACUAAUUCUGCUUCUAAUAAUAAUUUUUGCAUCUUUAUUGGUAAUUAAAUAAGUGUAUGGUUCAAUUUUCUGAUAUUAACAAACACAAAACAGUAAUAUAGAAAAACACUGCUGAAAGCACUCACAUCAGUAGUGUAGCCAAGAUUUGUAAAACGCAAGGGGCCGCUCAGUCCAUGCAAAUCUGAUUAACAUUGUCUGGAGGCUGUAUACUAUUUUUGUAGGAUUCUCGAGUUCCUAGCUAAGUCAUUGUACCCGAAUUGUCAUUAUUUGGUUUGUGAAUAAACAUGUCUCUCUGAAUAUAGAUUUGAGUUGAAAGUGUAAUCAAUGAAGUGGAAUAACUUUCUACAGCUUCAUCUGUGAGGAUUUAAGAAGUAUAUAAAUAUUGAUAACCUGGACAUCAAUUUGAUGUGGGUUUUAACUAAUCCUAAGUCAAUUCCACCUCUCAAACUUUAUUUGAAAUAGAGUAUUAUUUGAGCAUUUCAAUUCAUACUUCCUGUGAACCAGUUAUUGCCUUGUUUCCUGGUUAACGAACAGAUAAAAGAUCAAUUUCUUGCUUAACUUAAAACAAUAAUAUAGAUUGUAACAUUGGCUUUCUCUUUUGGGGGCAAAAAAAUUCAGUCUAUGUAUACCAACUUAGUAAUAUUUUAAUCCCUAUUUCUGUAUGAUUCUAGAUUAAAAGCAUUAUUUUAGAAUGUUUAUUAUAGCUAAAUGUUCAGUUAGAAACUGAAUCAUGUCCUGUAAAUGAAAUGGGGUUUAACAUCCUACGGUUCUGCUCCAAGGUUCAUGUCCUGUAUGAGCAGCACUGUACAUAAAAUGCUAGUCAGUAGUUUACAAUUCUGUAAUUAUCACAAACAAAUUCAUCACCCAAGUAAAAUUAGAUUAUUGAUCAGUUUUUAAUAAUCCUCUCAUUUCUGUCUAGUACACAAAUACAUGUAAAACAAUUAGUGUUCAGUGUGUUUGUAUUCAAAUCGUUUAUAAAUGGCAUUAAAUAACUGAUAUACAUACGAUUUGUAUUCCAAUAGUUUACCUCUGAGUUCAAUAUCAGUUUUACAUGAUAUCUAACAAAUCAUAGUAAUUUGGUAAAUUUAUGAUAAACACAUUGAUAUUAGUAGAAGUUUAUUAUCUACAUUAUGUUGUAUAUAAUUCACCUGCUUCAAUCACAAAAAGAAGAAAUACAACAUUUUUACUUUUUAAGCUCAGUUUUAAGUGCCUUAUUUACAUGUUAAGAUGCAGAAUUAAUAUAUGAGCAUUCCAUUCUUUUGAAAAUAUUUGUCAAUUUGGAUGUCAUAAAAACUGUGUAAUUAAAAACAUCUUUGUAUAUUUUUUUAUAUAUCUGCAGUAUUCAUGUUUGAUAUCUAUGAUUCCAAAUAAAAGUACAAAAUAUU